Molecule: messenger RNA, 144 nt
Organism: Paramecium tetraurelia
Lineage: Eukaryota; Ciliophora; Oligohymenophorea; Peniculida; Parameciidae
Exons: 1
Coding region: 1-144 (47 amino acids)
Source: RefSeq, a predicted model, not a curated record
AUGGAGAGAAAUGCCACCAAAAUCAUUAGUAGGAUUCUUUUUAAGAUUGUUGGGAAUUGCGUUUUUGAAACAUAUAUACACUUUAAAAAAAUUGCGAAUACUUCAUUUUCAAAGAGAAGCAAUAGCGAUAAGACUUUUGGCUGA